GUUUACCAUGCUCGGCUCAAACGAAAACAAAAUUAGGAUAGAACUUGUUCUUUCUGUUUCGUUUUCUCUGUAACAAUGGCGAAUCCAUGCCCUAACAAUAGUCUUGUUGGCUCCAUGGACGAAAUAAGAGGAAUUUUCAACAAAUUUGACAAAAACGGCGACGGAAAGAUCUCGUCGGAGGAGGUUAUCCAAAGUCUCGGCGAGCUCGGCACGAAAAUAUCACCGGAGGAGGUUCAGUGCAUGAUGCAGGAGUUCGACAAGGACGGCGAUGGCUACAUUGAUCUAGACGAGUUCGUCGAUUUCAUCCAGCGUGGCGGAACUGAUGGAACAACGCAGUCCGGCGGGAAUAAGGAGCUUAAAGAUGCCUUUGAUCUGUACGAUAUUGAUAAGAAUGGAUUGAUAUCGGCCAGCGAAUUGCAUAAGGUUAUGAAAAUGCUUGGGCUUAGAUCCACUUUGAAUGAUUGUAUGAAGAUGAUUCGCCAAGUUGAUGAAGAUGGCGAUGGCAACGUCAAUUUCGAGGAGUUUAAGAAGAUGAUGACUAACGGAAGUUUUUGAUUAGCAAUCCUUAACUUCGCAAAGAAAAAAACGAAAAAGGAUUUCAUGUGCAGGUAAGUUUUUAGCUAGUCUGACUCUUUUCGGGUCGUUUAAUUGUAGUUUUCAAUUUUGUUUCUGCCGUUUGGUUUAAUUUCAAUUUAACGGCAGAAACAUUAGUGCAUCAAGUAGGAGUAGCAAAGUUAAUUUCUAUAACUAUUAACUCCAGGAUUUCAAGUAUCUCGCAUGAAAUUAUGAUAUAUGCUUAAUUGCAGUGCAUUGAUUAAGUCAAGCUCGAUUUGCUAUUGCUUUGAUUUUAA
Molecule: messenger RNA, 851 nt
Organism: Jatropha curcas
Lineage: Eukaryota; Viridiplantae; Streptophyta; Magnoliopsida; Malpighiales; Euphorbiaceae
Product: putative calcium-binding protein CML23
Molecular function (GO): calcium ion binding
Source: RefSeq, a predicted model, not a curated record